UGAGAUGGUGUCUGCUGAGAGGAUCUAUCAGGAGCAGGCGCACGAUGAACUGCUGCAGCAAGUGAGCAACUUCAUGGCUGAAAUUUCGCUUCUUCGACAAGAGAAGGAAGAGAUCCAGAAGCAACAAGAACAGCUUCAGAAUCAGAUGACUACAUGGCAAAUCGAGCAGACUGCAGCAGCCCAACAACAAACCGAGCUUGCUCAAAAACUCCAACAAGACGUCGAUAAUGCCAACGCCUCGAUUUUGUGCCUCGAGGAAAUGCUUCGCUUGAAAACUGAUAAAAUUGCCGAGGUUAGCAAGACGCUGGAGCACGAAAGGACCGAGCAGGCUCAAGCUACAGCAGUCAACCUUCAGCUGGGCGAAGAUCUCGAAAAGCUGAUGUCGCUGAAGGUUUCCCUGGAAUCGGAACUAGCCACGGUAAAGGCACAAUGCGAGGAAAUUGUUGUGGAUCGUGAAGCCGCCGAAAACGUCUUCCUGCAGGCAAAGGACACCAUCACCGAACUGAAGGAGCAACUUUCGUGCGCUUCAGAUAAAGAAGACUGCUUGGUAGCGGAAUUGAUCGCCCUCAAGGCUUACCUCACAGUGGUGGAGACAGAAAAGCAAGAAAUCAAGGAAGAUCUCGCUUCAGUUCUUAAGGACGCCGACACUAUGUCUGCCGAGACCAGCAAGUUGGGGAUUGAACUUUGCACGCUCCGCAGCGACAAGUCUUCGUUAGAAGGCCAGGUGACCAAACUUGUUGCUGAGAAGGAGGAGUUGCAGAAGGAAGUGUCGAUUCAAAGGGAUCGAGCCGAUGUCGCCUCGACAGAAGGAGAGAGGCUCAAUACAAAUUUGAGGAUUCUAAAGGAAGAACAGCGGCUGCUCGAGGAGAACUUCCAAGCCCGAGAGAAGGUGAUGCAAGAGCAGGUGGUGUUCCUCCAAGCAGAAGUGGAGCGGCUGAAGGGUGCAUCCCGGAGCCUGCAGCAGGAGCUCGGCAAGGCGCUGAGCGACCUCUCUGCUUCCUACAACAGGGAACGAGAGACCGGGGAGCAACUUCAUAACGUGGCUCUGGAGCUUGAAGAGGAACGCACUUGCAGUGCAACUCUGCACACUCAAAUCGCCAUGGGGGUCCGAGCUCUGACUGAGCUGCAGUCGUCACAAGAGCAGCUGCUGGGUCAGGUGCAAGAAACCGAGCACAGGGAGGCGAGGACUGCAGGGAAGCUGGAGUGCGCGCUGGCAGAGCUGCGUGCCGCAGCUGCCGAACGCACAGACUUGGCCAAGGCGUGUGACGACUUGCGCAAAGCGUCUGAUUUGAAGGCGGAACAAAUCGCCACCUUGGAAAGGAAGGCCAAGAAGUAUGUGGUUGUUAGCCGGGAGCUGGAACAAGAGAAUCGCCAGCUUUGCAAGGACCUCCAGGACUACUCCAAAAAGGAUCGCACGGAGGUGAGCAUACUCCAGAAACGACUCGAGGACUCUUGUGCAGAAGCCCAAAGGUGGAAGAACGACUAUGAAUUGCUGCAGGCCAGGGUCGCACCCUUCCAGUUGCAGCUGGAGCUUUAUGACGUUGAGAGGCGCCACCUGGCAGAGAGAAACCAGGCUACCGAAUCGGAGCUGUCCAAGUUGCACCACAAGUUCUCCGAGCUGAUGGGUCACCAGAACCACAAGCAGAAGAUCCACUACCUCACCAAAGUCACCGAAGAACGGCAGCAUUACCAGGCGGAGGUCCUCAAACUGCAGGAGCAAAACCUCAAGCAGAUGAAGCUGAUCCAAAAGCUGGAGCUUGAAGUCAAACGUUGCUCUCUCAAGCCCCCUCUUGCUUCUCAUAAAGAAAACCUGUUUCCCAAAGAUCCCUCUGCAUGAACUGUGCACUGAUCCGAUUUUGCAUACACCUGUCGCUGCUCCUAUUGUAUGCAUGCAGCCUUCAAACCAAUUGGAAUGGUAUUUAUUAUACCAAGAUUUUUACUGUCAUUUUAUUUUUAGAUCAUAUAUGUGAAUUUUUAUGUGCAGAAUAAAAAGUAUAAGAAAACA
Ixodes scapularis (black-legged tick) is the source of this 2005-nucleotide messenger RNA. RefSeq names its product hyaluronan-mediated motility receptor-like. Bases 5 to 1837 code for a protein of 610 amino acids. Gene Ontology annotation, molecular function: hyaluronic acid binding. The transcript has 5 exons. Lineage: Eukaryota; Metazoa; Arthropoda; Arachnida; Ixodida; Ixodidae. The record is from RefSeq and is a predicted model, not a curated record.